Eremothecium cymbalariae DBVPG#7215 is the source of this 1731-nucleotide messenger RNA. RefSeq names its product Mrn1p (gene MRN1). The transcript has a single exon. The record is from RefSeq and is a predicted model, not a curated record. Bases 1 to 1731 code for a protein of 576 amino acids. Gene Ontology annotation, molecular function: mRNA binding. Gene Ontology annotation, cellular component: cytoplasmic stress granule. Lineage: Eukaryota; Fungi; Ascomycota; Saccharomycetes; Saccharomycetales; Saccharomycetaceae. Gene Ontology annotation, biological process: mRNA splicing, via spliceosome.
AUGACAUAUCAAGAUCCCUACCAAGGUUUGAAUUUCCAGCAUCCGUCGCGAAUGCAGUCGCCAUUGAGCGAAUCGAAUUCGAUGACUCCAACAUCUGAUCUCUCGUUGUCUAAUAGGCCGCACGCCUGGUCUGACCCUAUGUAUGAUCAGACGUGGGGGGUGAAUACAGCCGCGGCAGCAGCUUAUAAUGAUGACUCUCAGGGUGCUCAUACAUUUGUGAUGCCACAAAACUCUGGCAGGUAUGAUUCAUCUGGAUUGUGUUCAGAUUCGUCUAAUGAAUCGUUUUCGCAGCAGCUUGUGGAGCAGCAGCAGCAGCUUUUCGAACAGCAGCUAUCGCAGCAACAGCAACCGCAGCAGCCCGGUAUGAAUAUGAUGGCGCAGUAUCCAGCACAGGUGGGCCAUCGCCCUAUGGCAGUCCAGUCAAGUCGGAUGAGUAAUCCAAAGGAUUUCACAUCUGCGCCUUCUAGAACGGUGUAUUUGGGUAAUGUACCGCCAUAUAUUACCACACGGGAGUUGUUGGACCAUGUUCGAUCUGGUGUGGUUGAGGACGUUAAGAUUUUGCCGGAAAAGAUGUGUGCAUUUAUUUCUUUUGUUGAUGAGAACUCUGCUCUUUUGUUUCAUUCUGAUGCUAUUUUGAAGCGACUAAACAUUGACGACCGAGACAUCAAGAUAGGAUGGGGCAAGCCAACGCAGAUUGAUCCAAUUGUGGCUGCCGGUAUUAAUAACGAUGGGGCCACUAGAAAUGUGUAUCUCGGGAAGCUUAAUACGAAUCCGAAGAUGUGUGCUCAAUGGGGGGCAGAUCCGAAUGAGGAAACGAUCACGGAAGAAAAAUUACGAAAUGACUUGGCAGACUUUGGCGAAGUUGAAAGUGUUAAGAUUGUGACCGAGAAAGGAAUCGCAUUUGUUCAUUUCUCGUCCAUCUUUUCAGCCAUUAAAGUGGUUGCAAAUUUAGCCAACGUCAAUCCGUAUUAUGCACAAAAAAAGAUUUUCUAUGGUAAAGACAGAUGUGCAUUCAUCACAAAGACGCAGCAGCAUAACGCUGCGCAGUUUUUAGGCAUUCAGCCCGGUAUGGAGCCAUUGUUUUCUAACGAUAGAGAGUUAAUAUCGCAAACUUUACUACAGCAAUCUGCAGCUGCGGCUGCAAUCGCCACUAGCGCUGGUGGUGCAAACAAUUUGGGGAACAGGACGAUUUACCUUGGCAACUUGCCAAAGGAUGUCAAAUUAGAAGAAAUUUGCAAUUCUGUUCGCGGUGGGCUGUUACAGCACAUUAAAUUAUUAAAUGAUCGUCACGUUUGUUUUGUCACUUUCAUCGAUCCUACAGCAGCUGCGCAGUUUUAUGCAAUGAGUUCCUUACAUGGAUUAACUAUUCACAACAAGCGUUGCAAGAUUGGCUGGGGUAAGCAUUCAGGUCCAUUACCCAAUCCGCUAGCUUUGGCAGUUUCCCGUGGUGCUUCAAGGAACAUUUACUUGGGAAAUAUUGACUUUGAGGAUGAUAGAAAAUUGGAACAGCCUAUCUUCACCGAAACCUCUUUGAGAUCAGUAUUUCAAGAAUUUGGUGAAGUUGAGCAAAUUAACUUUCUAUACGAGAGGAACUGUUGUUUCAUCAACUUUGCUAAUAUUAGCAGCGCUAUUCUGGCGAUUGAUAAAAUUAAAUCGAUACCAACCUUUAAAGAUUUGAAAAUUAACUUUGGUAAGGAUAGAUGUGGUAAUGUUCCUCGCCAAUUCUGCUAG